Megalops cyprinoides (Indo-Pacific tarpon) is the source of this 7262-nucleotide messenger RNA. It is a transcript of the gene dlg5a, whose product is annotated as discs, large homolog 5a (Drosophila). The record is from RefSeq and is a predicted model, not a curated record. Lineage: Eukaryota; Metazoa; Chordata; Actinopteri; Elopiformes; Megalopidae. Gene Ontology annotation, biological process: regulation of apoptotic process. Bases 415 to 6504 code for a protein of 2029 amino acids. The transcript is spliced from 34 exons. Gene Ontology annotation, molecular function: protein binding.
UGCUGAGACAUGGCGGAGCUUGCAGUUUUGUGGGAUAUCUCUUAAAGAGUUGCGGUACUUUCUAGCAGUCCGUUCAGCGAAAGAAGAACAAAAAAGACUAAAAGAAAAAGGGCAAAUGCAGUUGUAACUGCUUACGAUGGAAGCGGUCGAGAAAAUGGGCGAAAUGUAGGACUUUUGGGACGGUGGGAAAAUGUACUGCUGUUUCAUAGUGCAGUCAACAGCCUUAGGCAACAAAUAUGGCUACUUGUGUCUCUUUCAAUUUGCGAUGAAAAGCUGCUCAACUCGGCCAUUCAUUACAAUGGCUGCGGUGCCGAUUUCCUAAAAGUGACCACCCUUAAGAAGUUCUUGCGUGAUCAUUUUUACGGUUUUGAAGGAUUUCGCUGACGAAGAGGGCGCAGAAAGAAGCGAACAGCCAUGGAACCUAAGCACAAAGAGUUGUUAGAUCAAUGCCACCAGAACUUAUUGGAGUCCAUUACAGAUGCUGACCGGGUGGUAGAGUUGUUGGGUAAAUCUGGUACCCUGAGCCAGCUGGAGAGGUAUGAAUUGGACAAUAACUGUUCGACGAGCUCGGAGAAAGUGGACCUUCUCUUGAAGAUGCUGAUGAAUAAGGAGAGAGAUCAUUUCCAGGACCUGUGCAUGGCCCUUGAAAAGACGCACCCACACCUGUAUUCGGCUCUCUUCUUGAACGGCGGAGGACCUGUGGACCAUUCCUCCGGGUCUACCUACAGUGUCUUGUCCACAAUGCCAUCGGACUCUGAAAGCAGCAGCUCCCUCAGCAGCAUAGGUACGACCGGAAAAGCCUCCUCCCCUCCGCCGGCGCUGAUCGACAAUCGGCAGAUGAGCGAGAAGCUGGAGACCAUCCUGUUCCAGCUGCGGCAGGUGACGCGCGAGCGGGACGAACUGCGCAAGCGCCUCGCCCUGUCCUCGCCCGGCACCACCUUCGACGACUGCCGGCCAAAUUCCAAAGCGGGUCACGACUACGAGCGGCUGAAGAUGCAGUGCAUGAAGGCCAUGGCCGACCUGCAGUGCCUGCAGAACCAGCACACCAAGACGCUGAAGAGGUGCGAGGAGGCGGUGAAGGAGGCCGACUUCUACCACACAUUGCACAGUCGCCUCCUGAGUGACCAGUCGCAGCUGAAGGAGGAGAUGGACGCCAUGAAGAGGGACAACUCCCAGCUGGUGCGUGAACACAACCACCUGAAGCAGAACUGCGAGGAGCUGAGGAGACUGCACGAUGAGGACCAGAAGGAGGUGGCCAACAUGAGGCUUCAACAGCAACAGGUAAUGAGAGAAAACGGGUCAUCGGAGAUCCUCAACAAGCUCUACGACACUGCCAUGGACAAGCUGGAGGGCGUGAAGAAGGAGUACGACGCACUGAGGAAACGGUACAACGAGAAGACGGCCAAUCACAACACGGACCUGAGCCGGCUGGAGCAGGCGGAGGAGGAGAACCGGCGCCUUCAGAAGCAGAUAGACGUGCUGAUGAAGCAGAGGGACACGGCCAUACACUACCAGCAGCAGUAUUCGUCCUCACUCAGACGGUUUGACUCGGUCCAGCAGGAGCUCAACAAGGCGACGGCGCAGAACAAAGAGCUGCAAAGGGAAGUGGAGCGCCUGCAGUCUGAGGCCACGCGCUACAAGACCCUCCAGCUGAAGGCCGUGAAGGACUCGGAGAAGUACAAGGAGGAGCGCGACUCGGUGUUCAACGAGUACCGCCUCAUCAUGAGCGAGCGCGACCAGGUCAUCAAGGAGGUGGACAAGCUGCAGACGGGGCUGGAGGUGGCCGAGGCCAAGCUGAAGAACACGUCCUCGGAAAGGAAGGUGGCCAGCGAGGAGAUGGAAGCACUUCGUCAAGAGCUGAGCUCAGCGCUGGUGGAUCGGGACCGCGCCAUCUGCGAAAGGAACGAGCUGCUGGAGAAAUACUGCCACGAGGUGAAGGACAAGGCCGAGGCCCAGAAAGAGCUGAACCAGGCCUGCAAGGACAUCGAGACGGUGCGGGAGGAGAGGGACGUGGCCCGCAAGGAGCGCACGGAGGCCAUCAUCCAGAGGGACCAGCUGCUCCGGGAGUACUACCAAGCCAGACAGAAACAAGACUCUGCCACUUUGGAUAUGGAGAGAGCGAACAAAGAGAUCGAGAUGCUGAGGAAGCAGUAUGAGGCCAUGUCCCAGGAGCUGAAGGAGGCGGUGCAGGAGGCCGAAGUGGCCAAGUGCCGCAGAGACUGGGCCUUCCAGGAGCGGGACAAGAUCGUGGCCGAGAGGGAGAGCAUAAGGACGCUGUGUGACAACCUAAGGAGGGAGAGGGACAGAGCGGUGAGCGACCUAGCCGAGGCCCUGCGCAACCUGGACGACAUGAGGAAACAGAAGAACGAUGCCUCGCGGGAGCUCAAGGAGCUGAAAGAGAAGAUGGAGAACCAGCUGGAGAAAGAGGCUCGGUUUCGGCAGUUGAUGGCCCACAAUUCUCACGAUUCGGCUAUCGACACCGAUUCUUUAGAGUGGGAGACGGAGGUGGUGGAGUUUGAGAAAGACAGGGAGGAUAUGGAUUUGAAAGCACUUGGAUUUGAUGUAGCUGAGGGGGUAAAUGAUCCAUAUUUACCAGGAGAUUGUGGAAUAUUUGUGACCAAGGUGGACAAAGGAAGUAUUGCAGAUGGAAGGCUAAGAGUGAAUGAUUGGCUGUUGAAGAUAAAUGACAUUGACCUCACCAAUAAGGACAGAAAGCAGGUCAUCAAAGCUGUUCUCAACGGUGGAGGAGUAAUCAACAUGGUGGUUCGCAGGCGGAAAUCUUUGGGCGGGAGAAUCAUUACUCCCAUACACUUAAAUCUGGUGGGACACAAAGACAGUGGUAUCAGCUUGGAGAGCGGGGUGUUUGUGACUGCUGUUGUACCAGGCAGCCCAGCUGCUCGAGAGGGGUCCCUCACGGUUGGAGACAGACUUAUUGCUAUAAACGGAAUUGCACUAGAUAACAAAUCACUGACUGAAUGUGAAGCUCUGCUGCGGAACUGCCGGGAUUCUCUCAGUCUCUCACUAAUGAAGUUCUUCCCACAGAGUUGCUCGGGGCAGAACAUUUUCGAAAACCUUAGAGACACGGAGAAGAGCUCCAACUGCCGGCUUCACUCCUCGGAGGUGCACGUGCGGAAUUGCCGAAACUUGAAACACAACAGCUCGACCCAAACAGACAUCUUCAACCCGGACGGCGGGGACGGGAAGAAGGAGCGGGGCGACACCGAGGAGGCGUCCCUCUGCCACCACAAGCCCUACUCCAUGGGCUCCCUGCACGGCCACUCCCACCGGCCCAGCGCCGAGCUCAGCCCGGGCCCGCUGAGCGCCCCCAUGUUCCCGGAGCGCUGCUACAGCCGGGCCGACCCGGACAAGCGGCAGUUCACCUUCGACCCCUCGGCGGGCGACUGCAUCACCGUGGAGACCACGCUGGAGAAGGGGCCGGCGCAGAAGCACAGCGGCGGCACCUGGCCCAAGAUGGUGGUGGGCGCCUCGGCGGCCGACAGCCCGCACCUGUCCAUUUUCAAGGUGCCCAAGCAGAGGAAGUCCAUCUUCGACGCGGACACCUUCAAGAGGCCGGAUGCCGCCUCCAAGCUGGACUACCUGUCCCCGGCACAGCUGCCCGCCCACUCCCCGCAGGCCUCCAAAGCCGAGACUGCGCAGGCCCCGCCCACCCCGCCCACACGCAGCGACUCCUUCAAGUUCAAGCACAAGCAGCAAACCAGCUCCGCCUCCGACUCCACAGUGACGGCGGGCUCCCCGCCCACCACACCGGUGCAGUCGCCCGCCGCUCUGGGAGGCAAGCCCGAGGCGGUGCUGGAGGCCCGCGACAGGAACGGCAACCAUUACUUCAUGGAGGGCGGCGGGGACUGCAAGGUCCUCGCCUCCAGGAAGUCUUGCGAGGAAGACCUCAGCCGCCAGAGGGGCGAGGAGCCAGAGGUGAAGAGGCGCAGACCCAAAUCGGCGCCUGCCCUGAGGCGCAAGAUGACCCCCCUGCAAAUUCCCAUUCCAACACUACAGGUACAGAGCUUCUCUAAUGACGAGCAGUCCCCAGAGCCCACCGAGCUGGUGCGCUUCUCCCCAAAACGCACCCACCGGCACAGCGUGGGCUUCGCACCUCCAGCCUACAACGGCUCAAUGGCGGCACACUCGGCGCACAGAGGUUUGGCUCCGUGCCCUGCGGUAACGGCUGUAAUGAGAAAUCCAAUUUACACCGCCUGGAGCCACCGGGUUCACACUAAUAACUGUCCUUCAGUCCCCAGCCAAAUCUGCCAUCCGCAUUCACAUCCCAGUCCCCAGCAUCAAGGUCGUCUGAGCUUGGACCUCAGCCACAAGCGCUCCAGUGACUUCUCUGAGUCAUCUCGCAGCCGGACGCCACACGGUACCAACUCCCUGCCAUCCAGCGCUCGACUGGGUUCAUCUAGUAAUCUACAGUACCGCACAGAGCGGAUUAAAAUCCCGUCUACCCCACGGUAUCCACGGUCCAUGCUGGGUUCAGAUAGAGGUUCCCUAUCACAUUCUGAGUGCAGCAGCCCCAGUCUGAUCACUCCUCCUCAGUCACCACUUAACCUGGAGACCUCCUCCUUUGCCAGCAGCCAAUCACAGAGCUCCAUUUCCACCCUGCCAAGAAUAUCUGUCAGUCCUGUUCCAAUAGGAGAGCGCAGGAAGGACAGAUAUCUGUUCCGUAACAGAUCGUUUCUGAGAAUCCCUGUGGCUCCUAGGCCUAGAUUCUCUUCACUAAGAAGCCUGAGGCCGUAUUUGGAAGAGCCAAGGAACGUUAUUGUACACAAAGGAGCGGAGCCUUUAGGUAUCUCCAUUGUCAGCGGGGAGAACGGAGGGAUCUUUGUCUCCAAGGUGACAGGAGGCAGCAUAGCUCACCAGGCAGGGCUGGAGUUCGGGGACCAGCUGCUCGAGUACAAUGGAAUUAACCUGCGCAAUGCUACGGAGCAGCAAGCUCGCUUGAUCAUCGGUCAGCAGUGCGACACCAUCACCAUUCUGGCACAGUACAACCCCCACAUGUACCAGCUGGGCAACCACUCACGGUCCAGCUCUCGGAUGGAACCAAUCAGCAAUCAGUCGACUCCUCAAGGCAGCGGAGCCACGACUCCUGACAAUCACUCCACUAUUGACACUCUGAGCGAACAGGACGAGGGCACCAUGACUCCUCCCUCCAAACAGACCACCCCCACCACCAGCCCUCGCAGCUCCAUCAGAAUGUCUACGGAGGCAGCCAAGAAGAUUCCGGAGCCGAGGCUGGUGACAGUGAAAAAGACCCAAGUGGAGCUGGGAAUCCAGAUAUGCGGGGGCAACCUGCACGGCAUCUUCGUGGAGAAGCUGGAGGAGGACAGCCCGGCUAAAAAUGCAGAUGUCCUGAUGCCGGGAGACCUGAUCUUAGAGUAUUGUUCAGUAAUCAUGAAGAAUAAGACUGCAGAGGAGGCCUACCUGGAGAUGCUAAAGCCCGCAGAAACAGUCACUUUGAAACUCCAGCACCGUAUCGAUGAGUUCACCAUGCUCAAGGACUCUCCUGGGGAUGGAUUCUAUAUAAGAGCACUUUAUGACAGGGUGGCGGAGAUGGAGCUAGACCUAAGUUUUAAGAAGGAUGACAUCCUCUACGUCGACGAUACUCUACCAAAGGGCAAUUUCGGGUACUGGAUGGCCUGGCAACUUGAUGAGAAUGCUCAAAAGCUUGAAAGAGGGCAGAUUCCCAGUAAAUACAUGAUGGACCAGGAGUUCUACCGGAGGCACAGCAUGUCAGAGCUGAAGGAUGAAAAUGGCUCUAGCAAGACCCUCUCGGCCGCCGCUCGGAGGUCCUUCUUCCGCAGGAAACACAAACACAAACGCAGCGGAUCAAAAGACGGGAAAGAUCUGUUAGCCCUCGAUGCCAUAAGCACGGAUUCCAUUCCAUUCUUGGAGGACUGUGUGAGCCUCGCCUACCAGCGGGUGCAGAAGGUGGAGAGCACCUCUCCCAGACCGGUCUUGAUCCUGGGGCCGCUGGUGGACGCUGUCAAGGACAUGUUGGUUAAGGAAUCCCCAGGGAAAUUCUGCCGAUGCGUACUUGAAGUGAUGAAGGCUUCCCAACAAGCGAUAGAACGUGGCGUAAAGGAUUGCCUGUUCAUUGACUAUAAGCGAAGGAGCGGCCAUUUCGAUGUGACGACUGUCGCUUCCAUAAAGGAAAUAACAGAGAAGGAUUGUCACUGUUUGCUUGACAUUGCACCUCACGCCAUUGAAAGGCUUCACAGCGUUCACAUUUACCCAAUCGUCAUUUUCAUUCGGUACAAAAAUGCAAAGCAAAUAAAGGAACAGAAGGAUCCUGUGUUUCUGCGGGAUAAAGUUUCUCAAAAACAUUCCAAGGAACAGUUUGAGGUUGCACAGAAAAUGGAACAGGAAUACAGCAAAUUCUUUACAGGUAUUGUCCAGGGCGGUAGCUUAUCCUACAUUUGCACUCAAAUCAUGACCAUUGUUGAUCAAGAGCAGAAUAAAGUCCUGUGGAUUCCAGACGGAUCUGCCUAGACGUCGAAAGCAGCCACUGAAGCCUGCAGCCUUUGCAUCGAUGUAGAAAAACAAAAACACUAAAACCUUAACUAAAUGAAGGGGUACAAUACACUGAACAGUAUACUCAAACAGUGAUUUGUUCACACUUUGUCUGCGUUUUUAUUACUGCGAUCAAUAUAACCUGUAACACAAAGCUUAAGUUACAUUCGUCUGCAGGCGUAGAAUUCGUAUAGCACUGACGUUUUUGUUUUACUUUUUAGUUUUUUUUUUUCCCUCCUUUCAGAACAUCUGAUUUUAUUAGUGAUGCUGCAUUUGAAACACUCGUUUACAAAAACAAAAUAUUUUCAGAGUAUUUUUACGUAAUGCUUACUUGAAUGUGUACUUCUCGUAGCGCCCCCCUCCCCCCUCCCCUUCCAAGCCCGCAGUCCCUCCCCAAAUAAAACUUUGUCAUCAGGAUGAAGUCAAUGCAUGUGAGUGAAGAGUUUACUGGCUAUAUGGAAGUGCCUUUUGAAAUUGAGCGUCUGACAACAGGGUUAUCUUGGGGCGAGGCUUAACUUCGGAGGAACCUAAAACACUUCAGUUCAAUCCUUUACAGGACAGACCACUGUGUUUUAAUAAUCUCUUUUUUUUUCUUCUUGUCUCUACGAUCUUAAUGUCUAAUUAAUUAACUAAUAACUAGGUUAUGACCUAGUGGAGUGUAGCAGUUGGUAGUCAGCUCUUAGCAAAGAUUAGCAUGUUGUUUUUUUUCCAGUUUUGUUUUUGUUUGUUUUGUCACU